Molecule: messenger RNA, 1531 nt
Organism: Cuscuta campestris
Lineage: Eukaryota; Viridiplantae; Streptophyta; Magnoliopsida; Solanales; Convolvulaceae
Source: the annotation of a GenBank genome assembly
GUACUAGUUAUUUUAAUGGGUAUAAAGCUGGAAUUCCGGGCGGAAGACGGCUAGACGCCUAGACCUAAGAGUGGGGAAGUUGUUAGGAAAGCAAAGAUGGAGUUGGUUUUAUGCCAAUCAUUGGGUUGCAGCAAAAUCAAUGUCUAUCACGAAGCUACAUGCCAUUACGACGAGGAAGAAGACCUAAUUUCCUCCUUAAAAGCAGCAGUAGCCCCAGGCACGUCGUCGUCCGCAUCAGUUGUGUUCAAAGAGCAGAGCAUCCUGAGAUUAAGCGUGGCAGAACAUCCUAUGGAUGAGUUCCUGGAGGAGAAGGGUUGGCUGGAGACGAGGAAGUCAUCCCUUGACCUUCCUUGGUCUAGAGACGGAAUAAUUACAGAUGAGAAGCAUUGGCGGGAGGCAAGGCAGGCAUGCCUCGACCUUCCUUGGUCCUCUGAAGACGGUAUACGAAUAGACGAUUACAGUAAUCUAAAAAUAUCUGAAACCCUUACUUCCCUUGGGGUUCCUGAAGUCUCCCAUCAAUCGAUCAUCGACAAACUCCGCCGCCUUGGGACCCGCGGUUUAGCUCCUAAGGUCGUGGUGGGAAUCCUCGAGGUGACGCACAUCACCCUCCCCCUUGUGGACAAAGAAGGAAAAGCAAUCUACCCAGAAGAAGAAGAAGAAGAAGAAGAAGAAGAAGAAGAACUUCCUGUUCAAACCGAAGAAGAAGAAGAAGAAGAAAUUGAUCGUGCACAAUUUCUUGUUUCUCUCAAAAAAUUAAUUGUGGGCGCAGGAGACAUUAAUGAAGAGGAUGAGGAUGCUUUAAUAGUAGAUUGGUGCUUGAAAUUAUGUAAUGCCAUCAACAAACUUGCUUGGCAGGCAUCUGAGGCGAAGGAGGAGGAAGCGGCAAAGGAGGCAAAGGAGGAGGAAGGGAGUGAAGAGGAUAAAAAGGAGGCAAAGGUGGAAGAGGAGGAUGGAUCUUGCCCUAUUUGCAUGGAAAUAUUCAAACCAGAUGUGGCAUCAUGGAGUGAGAUGCCUUGCUGCUCUAGAGUCUUCCACUGUGAUUGCAUCUCAAAGUGGACUGAACGUGUCAGAAAGUGUCCCUGGUGCCGUUCCUCCUUGCCACUCGUGCUUCAGUCCGCAAAGGGUCUUAUUGAACGACUCUGUUCAGAUUAUUGGUAUACUCCAAUUCAUCCAGGGUUUCAUGGACAAUUAGUGUCAUUAUGGCAUCUUUUGGCUGAUAAAGUUUGGUGGAGCGACCGGAUUGCAAAUGUGGCUGUCUCGACAUCAACAUUAAAAUUACACGAGCUUAGGAAUUAGCCACACAGUUUCAUCCAUGAAACUGGAGGCUAUUAUUUAUACUAGCUUGUUAAUUGGCUAUGGUAGUAAUUAAGCAUCCCAAGUUACCAAGUAGUAUAUAUGUGACACUGUCUGCAGCUGUGGUGCACAUUCCUUCAAAAGAUUAUCCUUUUUGUUUUCUUUUUGUGAUGUUGUUUGUGUUACUUGAUAGAGUAGAUGAGUUAUUUGGUGGUUACAAGAAACUUGAUUUGAGAUU